ACUAGCUUGCAAUGACGCUGACCCAAACAAAGCGCGGAACCUCCAACACAGAACUGGUACCGCUUUGAUCAUUCGGACUUCUUCCUCUUGUCGAGUUGCCGAGGUCCAAAGUUUAGGCUGUGCUACCAUACCUGACAAUGAAGGAGUCUGAUUCUGCUGUUUCAUCUCCACCACAGACCCCUACAGGUCAACGACGGACUUAUUUCACCGUCUGUUUCCUUCUCGUGCUCGCCGUUGCCUUCUUCCCGCCCAAGAUAAUCCAGAGCGUCGAGCAGAAGGAGGUCAAGAAGGGGAAGGAAACCAAUACCACUGGAACCCCUGGGGUUGGGAAUAGCUCCGUUGCUGUUGUUCAGGAUGAUCCAGUUAUAAGCGUUACUGCUGAUGCUGCUACUACCAAUACUCCUGACGCUACCUCUGUCGCCCCUCAGGAAACGGCUGUCCCUAUUGCUACAGCAGAAGAUCAGCCGAAAGCCGAUGCUACCAAGGAUGCAGAUCCUGGGGCUACCCCAGCUACAACUCCCAAUUCGCAUGAUGCCACUUCUACCACACCAGAAGAAGCAACCAUUCCUGAAAAGACAGCAGAAGAAGCGCCAGCAACCGAAGCUCCCAAGGAGACCACUCCCCCAGAUACCCCAGCUCCCGUCAUUCCAGGGUCCAUUUCCAUGGUCACAAGUUUUUGGGCUCAGCCUCCCGAUCAAGAGGUCAGUCCACAUCGUCAAGAGAUUGAAGCAUCCCUUCUGAACAACAUGAACAAUCCACAUUUUCAUCAAGUAGUCAUCAUCCUCGAUGGCUCCAACGUCAAUGCCAGUUGUACCCAUUUCAAAGCCAGAAUGGAACUGGUGGAAGCAGACUACAACAAAUUUGUGGGAACCGACACUAGCAGCCCCGACUACCAGAACCGAAAAAAGCCAAUCCUCACGUGUGUCGACCGUACACUCGGACAGCCCAACUAUUUCGAAAUGUUCUCCUAUGCCGCCGAUCCCACCAUUGUCACGGGAGAUGUUGUCAUUUUGGAAAACGCGGAUCAUGCCUUUGAUCACACGGUGCAGUAUGCCAGCAAAAUCAAGGAUAAUGUAAUCAUGACAUUGUCAUCCUGGGGAUUCGACGCUGGCAAGGAAAAAAUCCCAUCGCCCACCAAGCAACACAUGCAGUUUAUUCAUGGAUGGGGCCUGGAUGGCAUGGCGGGUGAUUUAAGGCGACGAUGCCAGGGGGGCUCCAAUUCGUGGGAUGGCUAUGUCUUUCACCGUAAAAUCAUGCAAGGUCGACUGGACCCAUCCUUCUUUCAACGCAACAAUGCGUUCUUCCUGAUGAAUCAAAAAAAAGCCGAAUGGGCUGCCCUCGCGGCCCUCAAGAGCAACUUUCCCGAAGCAAGCUUUUCCAAUGGUUGUACCGUGAUCCAAACAUGGCACAUGCACGGCUUUCCCAAGAUGCAUGGGAACAAUCGCAAGGUUCCGGAACCAUAUGAUAUGGGAUCUGGUCCCGAUUAUGGUGCGUAUCUGGAGCCAGUUCCUUUCAAAAAGAAGAUUUGGAAGUAAGCAAGGAAGUGAUCCAGGCAAUAAUAUCUCCAGAUUCUAGCCAGUCACCGUUUUCCAAUUGCUGCCUUCAUGAUGUCUUGAAGUAGAUCUACUGGUAUGUGUGUUUUCCACGAUCGCACUAGCGGGUCGUUUCUGUUCUGGAGACUGAUUGGAGCCUUGAGUGCAGCCCUACCGCCGGUAUCCAGGCGUGUUUGCCGGGGUGGACGUAUUCGCAGCUUUUGUCAAGAGUGAGUCACUCUUCCUGCUGUGGCGAAAAGAUGAUACCAUACCAAUUGAAAUCAUGAUUUCGUUAACGUUUGCUUGAGGUCUUCUGGCAUUGGAAAAUCCGGUCGUGAUGGGAGUUGGUAUCUUCCAGGAGGAAUAUUGUUCAUAAGACUACUUUCACAUUCGAGAGCGAGAAAUCUCACAUCCACAUGAUAAUCUUCGUUCUGUCGUCGAAGCGUUGUCGUUGUCGUCAAAAUCACCAUUUUUGUGGUUGUCGAAGAUGCGGCCAUGCUUUUUAGUGUUAAAAUUCGAUUAGAUCUUGUCAGU
Seminavis robusta is the source of this 2066-nucleotide messenger RNA. NCBI's taxonomy places the organism in Eukaryota, Bacillariophyta, Bacillariophyceae, Naviculales, Naviculaceae. The record is from the annotation of a GenBank genome assembly.